This is a messenger RNA of Sphenostylis stenocarpa, 1224 nucleotides long. Lineage: Eukaryota; Viridiplantae; Streptophyta; Magnoliopsida; Fabales; Fabaceae. The record is from the annotation of a GenBank genome assembly.
AUGGCAGUCAAUGCAUAUUCCAGUCUGCUACUUAUUCUCAUUUCUGUCUUUGCUGAAAUGCACUUGCAGGGUGCCACUGCUGACGGUGGUUGGAAGGGUGGCCGCGCUACUUUCUACACUGGUUCUUCUAAGACCAUGGGAGGUGCAUGUGGUUACGGGGAUGUGAUCGGCGAAGGAUAUGGAAGUGACACUACGGCUCUAAGCACUGCUUUGUUCAACAAUGGGUUGACUUGUGGGGCAUGUUUUGCAAUUAGGUGUGUUAAUGACCCAAAAUGGUGCAAGCCUGGCUCAGUUGUGGUUACUGCUACAAACUUGUGUCCUCCCAGCAACAAUGGUGCUGGUUGGUGCAACCCUCCUCUACAACACUUCAAUUUGGCAGAGUCAGCCUUCCUCAAAAUUGCUCAAUAUCGUGCUGGAAUUGUGCCUGUGCAAUAUACAAGAGUGCCCUGUGUGAAAAAGGGAGGAAUAAGGUUCACAAUUAAUGGCCAUUCUUACUUCAACCUGGUUUUGAUCACCAACGUCGCGGGUGCAGGGGAUAUCCAUGCAGUCUCCUUCAGAGGGGCCAGCGGUGGCUGGGAACCCAUGUCAAGGAACUGGGGGCAAAAUUGGCAGAGCAACGCCUACCUCAAUGGACAAAGCCUCUCUUUUCAAGUCGCCGCCAGUGACGGUAGAAUUGUGACAUGCAACAACGUGGUACCAGCUAAUUGGCAGUUUGGUCAGACCUUCCAAGGGGAUUCACAGCACGCUCUCUUUUUCGUUUUAAUUCCUUUCUCCUCUGCCCGGACUCCGAUUCCGGGUCGGGUUGUGCCCGUGUUAUCGACAGUGAUGGGCGAUCUUCAUGCGAACGGCGCCGUUUUCGGGGAGGAUCGCCCUUGCGGGUCCUCGCCGCCGUCUCCGCCGCUUCCGCUUUCGAAUCCCGAUCCGUCCUCCGUCCCGGCGGACGCUUGGGCGGCGGCCGAGCAAACAACUGGCGAGAUUCUCCACAGCAUACAGCCUACGCUUGCCGCCGACCGUAGGCGGAGGGAGGUCGUGGAUUACGUACAGAGACUCAUUCGUUACGGCGCCCGAUGUGAGGUGAUGUUGCUUGCUUUCUUCGAUUUUCAUCAUUAUUCAAUUGUCGUCGUGGUCACCGACGAUCGUUUUGGUUGCGUUGAUGUUUGCUUUCUUUUUUCGUAUUUAAUUGAAUUGAGUUUAAACGAUCUUGGCGUGCUUGUUCGUGUCUAG